AUGGUCCUCAGGGAUUUCUUCAGCGGAAUGGUGUGUUUAGCACAGAACACUGUCGGGAUCCUGGGCAAUUUCUCUGUCCUUUGCUACCACACGUUCUUUCACGACUCCAAACACAAGUUCAGGCCUACGGACUUGAUUCUCAAGCAGCUGAUGAUGGCCAAUUGCCUGUUGCUUCUUUCUACCGGAGUUCCCCAUAUGACGACAGCUUUCGGGUUCAAACAUCUCUUCAUUGACCUCACAUGCAAACUCACUUUGUAUGUUCAGAGAGUGGGCAGGAGUGUAUCCGUGAGCAGCAUCUGCCUCUUGAGUGUCUUCCAGGCCACCACGAUCAGCCCGCUAAGCUCCCGCGGGAAGGAUCUCAAAGUGAGAGCCACAAAGCACCUUGGGUUCUUCAUUUCCCUCUGCUGGGCGCUGUGCAUGGUGACCAGCCUGGUUUUUUCUUUGUUUGACUCCAACACAUGGAAUAGCAAAAACGUGACAAAGAAAACGUUCCUGGCACUGUGUUCUGUGGAACAGAACCGAGUGUCCGGCUCGUUGUACGUGGCACUGAUUGUGUUCCCUGAAGUCGUGUUCUCUGUGCUCAUUAUCUGGUCCAGUGGCUCCAUGAUGCUCAUUCUGUAUAGGCACAAGCAGCAGGUGCGACACCUACAUGAAUCUCGGCUGUCUCCGGGCUCCUCCCGGGAAGUCCGAGCCACGCAAAGCAUCCUCGCCCUGGUGUGUAUCUUUGUGUGCUCCUACACGCUCUCCUGCGUCCUCAACGCAUACCAAGCCAUCUUAGAUGAUCUUAGCUGGUGGCUGGUAAGCAUCAAUGAACUGAAUACUGGGGUUUUCCCCACUGUUAGCCCCUUUAUCUUCAUGAGCCGUGACUGCCGUGUGUCUAGAUUCUGCUUUCAUUGCGUUAAGAACACAAAACUCCAUGUCAGAAAGCCACAAGUUGAAUUCAUCUCUCCUCACCUGUUACCAUCCAAAUAGAUAUUUAUG
Messenger RNA from Ochotona princeps (American pika), 981 nucleotides. RefSeq names its product vomeronasal type-1 receptor 4-like. The record is from RefSeq and is a predicted model, not a curated record. Gene Ontology annotation, cellular component: membrane. Gene Ontology annotation, biological process: G protein-coupled receptor signaling pathway. The coding region runs from base 1 to 972 and encodes 323 amino acids. NCBI's taxonomy places the organism in Eukaryota, Metazoa, Chordata, Mammalia, Lagomorpha, Ochotonidae. The transcript has a single exon. Gene Ontology annotation, molecular function: pheromone receptor activity.